ACGAUACAUCACCAGCAUAGUGCAGCACAAACAAAGCUCUCUUCCCUCAUCCUUGUCCAGCUGUGUGAGUUUCAGAAAUUCUCCGUCACUUCCGCCGCCUUCGCCGUGGCCAUUUUCCAGAUUGGGACCUGAUCCCCUUAUCCCCUUAUCUUGUCAUUAUUUCAAGAUCUAAUCUAAGAUUCAUCUCUCCCAAUACUCCCUGCCGUCAAUACCCAAACCAAACACCCCACGCCGUCAUCCGAAGCUAUCAUUCUCCCCCUUUCCGCCUUUUCUAUAACGAUACCCUAAUCAGCAGCCAUAUCCUUCAAACAGCUUCUACCGCCUUUCCUUCCCUUCUCAGCCGCUCUUACCACAUCACCCUCGGGUUCCCCCUCCCCCGCUGAAAAGUCAUCGUCAUCGUCGUCAUAUUCCGCUUCCGCAUCCGACAAACUUUCAUCGCCGAACAAUCCAACCCCUUCGGAUACUGCGUCAUCAACUUCCACUGCGAAUAUGAGCGUUGGUGAGAAGGGUGGAGGAGCCGCAAUGGCUACCGGUGGAGGUCCGGAUGAGUGGCUGGAGAUGGCCAAGAAAUGUAAAUACCUGAGUGAAGGUGAUAUGAAGAGACUUUGCGAGCUUGUGAAGGAAUGCUUGAUGGAGGAGUCAAACAUCCAACCGGUAUCUACGCCCGUCACUGUUUGCGGCGACAUUCACGGCCAAUUUUAUGACCUGAUGGAGUUGUUUCAGGUCGGUGGGGGUCUCCCGGAUAAGGUGAACUAUGUCUUCCUCGGCGAUUUCGUUGAUAGGGGCUACUUUUCCCUGGAGACCUUCACAUUGUUGAUGUGCUUGAAAGCCAAAUAUCCAGAUCGAAUAACUCUGGUCCGUGGCAAUCAUGAGUCCCGUCAGAUAACUCAAGUUUACGGAUUUUACGAAGAGUGUCAGACAAAGUACGGGAAUGCAUCUGUAUGGAAAUCUUGCUGCCAAGUCUUCGACUUCCUCGCCCUUGCUGCUAUUAUCGACGGUAGCGUUCUUUGUGUGCACGGGGGCCUGAGCCCCGAAAUUCGAACCUUGGACCAGAUUAGGGUUGUAGCGAGAGCGCAGGAGAUUCCUCAUGAGGGUGCCUUUUGUGAUCUGGUUUGGAGUGAUCCGGAAGAGGUGGAGACUUGGGCAGUAUCGCCCAGAGGUGCCGGAUGGCUAUUUGGAGAUAAAGUAGCAACGGAGUUUAAUCACGUCAAUGGCCUUACCUUAAUAGCUAGGGCUCAUCAGCUUUACCACUUCAAAAACAAAGACGUAGUAACAGUAUGGUCAGCACCAAACUACUGCUACCGUUGCGGCAAUGUAGCAAGCAUCAUGAAACUAGAACCGGAUCUAAACCCCAACUUCACCAUAUUCAGUGCGGUCCCCGACGACCAAAGGGUUGUACCUGCCGGUAGAGGUGGACGCGGCGAAUACUUUCUGUAGCAAAUUAGGAAUUGGGAUCUGACGAAAUGGUAUAUGAACGCAAAACGGAAGGGAGAAACUUGGGCAGAUGAUACGGUACGGGGGCUUAGGGGUCAAUAUUGAGGGAGUCUUGCAUAAUUUACUUUUUUCGGCUGGUUUGAUUUUGCCUCUUCUGGUUAAUUUCUGCUCUUUUUCCUCAUUACAUAUCAUAUGUCACAAAUUUGGCGGGGAAAUUUGGGAAGCGGCUGGCGAUUGGAUGGUGCCACCGAGGUAUGGAAGGACGAAUGGACAGACGAGGUUCCAAAAAAUGGGGGGGGGAUUUGUAGAACAUAUUUGCUAUCAUAAUUGGGGCGAAACGUUGGUUGCCUUGAAUUCAGAUCUCAUUUUUUUCUCUUUU
This is a messenger RNA of Tuber melanosporum (Perigord truffle), 1813 nucleotides long. RefSeq lists its product as uncharacterized. The transcript has 6 exons. Gene Ontology annotation, cellular component: cytoplasm. Gene Ontology annotation, molecular function: protein serine/threonine phosphatase activity. Lineage: Eukaryota; Fungi; Ascomycota; Pezizomycetes; Pezizales; Tuberaceae. The record is from RefSeq and is a predicted model, not a curated record. Bases 523 to 1437 code for a protein of 304 amino acids. Gene Ontology annotation, biological process: G1/S transition of mitotic cell cycle; peptidyl-serine dephosphorylation.